This is a messenger RNA of Larimichthys crocea (large yellow croaker), 2290 nucleotides long. RefSeq lists its product as uncharacterized. The transcript is spliced from 7 exons. NCBI's taxonomy places the organism in Eukaryota, Metazoa, Chordata, Actinopteri, Sciaenidae. Gene Ontology annotation, molecular function: transmembrane signaling receptor activity. The coding region runs from base 391 to 1473 and encodes 360 amino acids. Gene Ontology annotation, cellular component: plasma membrane. The record is from RefSeq and is a predicted model, not a curated record.
GAAUGUGAAUAGUUACUGACAAUAAAUAACACAGAAACUAUUUGGUGAAAUCUGCACAGUUCAUAUCUUAUUAUGGACUGGGACAUACCCAAAAGUGAUGCUUAAAUGCUGCAUGAUCACAGCAACAUGCAUCAAGUGUGAUAGUUCAUUUUGUUCAUGAUGACCAGGACUGUUAUUAUGUUGACUGACAGCAAGAUAGACCAAUCGGUUCAUGUACAAGCCUGUUAGAGUUGUGACGAAUAAAUAUCAGUGAGUGUGAAAGAAAUAUAGAGGAAGUAGAUAUGUGUGGCAAACUCUGCCAUGCAGAUGCUGAAGAUCAACCAUCGAAUAAACAGGGGCACUGACAGCUGAAGUAACAGAGUCACGAUAUUUUCACUGAGGAUUUUCAAAAUGAGGACUCUUCUUCUGCUUCUCCUCUCACUGAUGACAGGCUGUGUGGCCUCAAAGUACAUAGUGAAAGGAUGCGAAGGAGGAUGGGUUGAAUUCACGUGUAGAUACCAAAAUAAUGAGUACUAUCCUAAGAUUGUUGUAGACAUUCCAAAAGCAGCCAAAGACAUACAAAUUACUCAAAGGGAUGUGUGGAAACAAGAAGGCAACAUUUCCCUGUAUCAUGAUACAACAAAUAAAAAACUCAGGGUGGCCAUCAAACAACUUCAAAGUAAGAACGUUGGGGAUUACGAGUGUAAAUUUUACCUAGAAGAGAAUGACCGUGAGGAACAGGAGGAGACUGAAGUUGAAGUUGAGAGAGACAGAGACGACUGCCAGAAACCAUUUACCCAAACUGUGUACAGAACGGCUAAAACCACCAUCACAUGUAAUUAUCCAGGAAAAAGAGUUAAGUCUGAUGUCCUGUUUUUCUGCAAAGAGAACAAUUUCACCUGUGAGGACAUCUUAUCAACUGAAUCUUCUCCAAAGUCAAGCGAGACAUUCACUCUCACAAAAACCAACACAGGCUUCAACGUGUCCAUCAGUAAAGUAUCCUCACAUCAUGCUGGUGUCUACUGGUGUGGAGUAAAGUCAAAUGAAGGACGUUACCGAGCUGGAUUCACAAAAAUACAACUACAAGUUAAAACAGGUGACUCUCGGUUAACAAUCAUUGCUGUAGUCGUCUGUGUAGCUCUGCUGGCACUUCUGCUUUUUCUGGUUCUCCUCUACAAACGACGUGAACAUACAAAAAACACCAGGAAUGAAGACGCACAGAACGACAACGAGGAGGCUGCCUACGCAGAGAUACGGGAGCGCCCCCAGCUGCCAGAUUCAGAAACUGCAGUGAAAACGAUCUACACCACUGCCAACUUUCCCACAAACAGCUCUUCUGCCUCACACGACGACCCCAACACACACACCUACUCUACUGUGCAGGACACUUCACACCAACAUCCCACCUACUCAACUGUCAAUCACCCAUCAGGAUUUUCUGAAAACCCUUUCUAUUCGACCGUCAACAACCCACAACACACUGAAAAGUCCUGACAGUUUUCACUUCAUUCAUUUCUGACUUUACAAAUCACAGGAUUCAUGAUAUUAUUUACUUUGUUUGAUUCAAGGUUUAGACACAAGGAGUCACCAGUUCAUCAACUACCGUCUCAAAAAGCACCACAGAAUUAAACCUCUGAAUGAUAUUUUUUUUUAAAGUUAAUAUGAUGACAGUGUGUAAAAAAUACAUCAUUUUAUUCAAUAAUCUGGCAGACUUUCAACAACUGUAGCUAUUUCUGUUGUUGCUUUUGCUUUUUGCUGCACCGUGGUGUUAUGGUCAGAGGUUCAGGGAUAAAAUAGAUAUCUGUACAUAAAUAACUUAAAUCUAGUCUAAAACCUAAAAUGCUCACACUAUUUUCUUGUCUUAUCUUCAAAAAAAAAAGAAGAAAAAAAAAAGAUAUUUACACAAAUUACGGCUGUAUUUUCCUGUUUUAUUGUAUCCCCUUAACCACCGCUAUAACCAAAUACUAUGAGAACAUCAUUAAAAAAUCUGAAUGAACUGAUGUUAAUGUAUUAUAUGUACAGUAUACACCAUGUUCAGUGUUAUGCAGCAUCUAGUUGUUUCAUAAUUAAAAGAUUAUUCUUAAUCAUUUCUAUUUUUAUUUGUACUUUUAUUCUUACUGUUGUACAGUUGAUACUCAGUGUGUUAGAUCAAUGCUACGUGUUUCUCAUGACGAUGGAAUAGAGUGGACAUGAUUGCUUGAUAGAAGUAUAACUGCAUUUGCAUCUCCUCGUGUGUUUUCUCGUUUUAUAUGUCAUGAGUGAUGUUUGUGAUUUUAUGUGUUUAAAAAAAAGAUUAAAUUUUUUUGACAAA